This is a messenger RNA of Caenorhabditis auriculariae, 1295 nucleotides long. The record is from the annotation of a GenBank genome assembly. Lineage: Eukaryota; Metazoa; Nematoda; Chromadorea; Rhabditida; Rhabditidae.
AUGCGAAAGCAUUCGCCCAAGAACGGAGCUUGUUUCGUUUGUCUGUCGCCCUAUUGGCACCGGAAUCUGCACAAUGAGCUUCUCGUCGACAAGGUCAAGGUAACAGUUUGAAUUUCUCUUAUAAAUAAUUUUUCGGUUUUGAGGUUACAUGCUUAUUGUAUCCUUUCAAUGAGAUCCUGAGCUAGUAGAGAAUCGAGUUAAUAUAUUUUUAAUUUCCUAAAUUCCUAGCUCAAUUAUUAAUUUUUCCAUUAUCUUUCCAAAAAUGAAAAAUAAAUGACUUUGAUGAUCAAAUUUUUUAAGAGCUGAUUCCGAAAAUCCAAUCAUGAAGCUUUUUCUCAAAAUCCCGUUUUCCAGAAAGGUUUCUUCCAUUUUUCGAAAUAAGGUCGACCAAAGAUCAUGACAAAAGUCACUCUAGUAACUUUUUUCAGUGUUCCUUUUUUGCGCUGAAAUUGCCAAUGAGAAAUUCCCAGGAAACAGAAAUUAAUAGAGUCAUGUUUCUUGAUCGUUGAUCAUUCAUCUAAAAGCUUUUCUAUGUAUUUAAAGUGGACUAGACUUUUCUGGGAGAUCUCAGAAAGUUUUACUUGAGUCAACUUGAACCUAAGGUGAACUAAACUAUAAAUCUUUUUCGAAGGGUUUUCUGAAAGUGUCAAGUUUCUUUCCUUCAAAAACCUGAACUUCCUUCUUGAACUCAAAAAAUCCAGGUCAUGAGCGCCUAUGAGCUGGACACACUUCCACUGCUUUGGCGGAACGUCAUGUUCAAGAACACGCAUUUCUGCGAGCACGUUUGUCACAGUUGGCUGAGCCGAUCCAUGUGGCUGAAGAAGCUCAACACAAACCGUUCCUACAAGCCAGCUGGUACCUGGAAAUGUUCCUCGCAAGCUAAUCUAGAGUUCAGAAUCGAUGGACUUUGAAUUUUUACGAAAAGAGGCGCUACGAUUGGAGAACAUGAUGGACGAGGUGAUGGCGAUGCUCAAAAGGCGGCAGCAAAUCUCCGAUUGCAGAGUUAUUUUAGUCUAAUUGAAGAGUUAUGCUGAUUAUCAGUUUAGGAGUACCUUCUAAUCUUUGCAAAUCGGACCUAUAGCAAGAAAAAUCAGCUGACUUGGCAGCCGUCCAAAGGUCAGAACAUUGUCGGCUCGUGGUACGGUCUGGCAGAGGCGCUGAUUGAGCAGUACUGCUCCUACCUGGACUUAGAAGACGUCCACGAGCGUGAACAACGUCUUCUGAUUUGGAAGCACUACGCAAUCGCUCUUACUCAUCACCUUGUCGAUUUGAAUACAAACAGCCGCAAAUGUUAG